AAUAAAAAUUGUGAACAAGUGACAUAGAAUAAAUAAUAAAUACAACAUAAAUAAGGCACUGCAGAGUUCAUACAAUAAUUAUAUUACAAAAAAGAGAUUUAAUAGAGACCUCUAGUGGUGCUUUUUUAAAAUACUGCAUUAACUAGAAUUUAUUUGUUUAUGUAUAUGAUCAUAAAUCACAUUCUGAUUCAUGGCAUGACUAUGAGAGAAGCAAGACAACAUGUGCAACCAAAUUUAAGCAGGUUCUCAGUGGCCUCCAUCGUCAGGGCAUUCAGAGAAGAAAACAGGUUCCAUGAUUUUUGGAAAAUCAUAGUAAAAUCUCCUCAGGGUGCAUGUGAUGAAACAGGAGUGGAAUCUUUUCAUGGCUGGAUUCGGCAAAAGGAUUCUUUCCCCGUUGCUUAGCAAAAGAGAGGACUGCCUGUGAUGUAGAUGAAUUCCUGACCCGGCUCCUUGUGAAUGUUUUAAUUAGUUUUAAUUUGAAAGUUUUCCCGUAAUUGUUGUUUCCGCUCCUUGACGCAGCUCCGUUACCGACGCUGUCUUCAUCACCGUACCUGGAGGAGACCGUGCUGCAUCCCGCACCUCUCCUACACCGGACCGGACCGUGCCAGCCUACCGACACGACACGGUUCUCGCACAGCUGCAAGCGUCUCGCCUCGUCGCGGAGCCUGAACGGCGGAGAAAAGCACACAGGUGUGUCCCUCGAGACCGGGCUGCUGCACGGCGACGACAGGAGGGGGCUGGCCGCAUCUGUUGCCUGGGUGAAUUCAUUAACGCGUUAGCUUCCGGCUAGCUAGCUGCGGUCCCUGGUACCUCACGUAACUACGAGGUUUACACCGAAAAUCACCGAUGUCAGCUCUCGACUGUGGCGGACAACGCUCCACGUGAAUCCACAGAAAACACCGGGACCGGCAACGGGACUUUCUAUACGUCCACAGAGGAAGACGAAGCUGAAGGUGUGGGGAUGGGUCUGAUGUAAGGCUGGGAGCUAGCGGGCUAGCUUCAUAGAAACACAGCGGUAGUGUGCAGAGCACAGCCUGUCGCUACACACCCUGAGAGCUAACAUGGACGGUGUUAUUCCCUCCGAGCCGCGCGGUGUCUCACACCGGUUAAUAUGAUGACUACUCUGUUUUCCACAGACAGUAAAGGCCGAUAAGAUAAUGGAGUCUUUCCUGCAGAUAGCGCCACACUCCCUGGCUAUAGUGCUGACAAGGGUCGGGGCCGGGGAGGCAGUGGGGGUGGCUGGGGUGUCGGAGAGCGACGAGCUGCCCCGGCACCACACCGGCUACGAGAUUUUUGCCGAUUUCAAAGCAGAAAACACCCAGCAGCACAUGUGGAACCAGCGGAUUACCGAGGCCGUGUCUGAGACCUUCUUCCUGGGCUGGAUAGACGAGCAUGUGCUGCUGAUCCAGGGGAAGGAGGACCACUUGGAGGUGCUGAGGGAGGGAUGGAUGCGGAGAUCCCUGAACCCGCCGCGGGGAUUCACCAUCAAAUAUCUGGGUGAUGUGUCACCCAUCAGUAUGUCCCCCAUCAGCCAAUCACAGUUCAUCCCUUUGGGAGAGGUAUUGCUAUUGGCUAUCUCUGCUAUGAACUCUGCCCAUAAGCCUGUCACUCAGGAGGCCCUAACUGAACACCUGCAGACAUGUUUUCCAGGUGUUCCUACACCAACAGAGGAGGUUCUGCACCACACGCUAAGCAUGCUGGUCCGUGAACGGAAGAUCUACCCAACACCAGACGGAUAUUUUAUUGUAACCCCUCAGACUUACUUCAUAACUCCAAGCCUAAUCCGAACCAGCUCCAAGUGGUACCACUUAGAUGAGCGAUCCAUUGACCGACACCAGCAGCAGCAACAUCAGAACCAACAGCAGCAUCAGCAGACACAGUGCACCUCCCCUCUCUCUGGCACCAUCACCCCGUCCACCUCUGGAGGUGUGCGAGAUCGAACACAUCCAAAGUCCAGCCAAAACCACAGUGGGGGAGGCGGUGGAGAGUCUUUUUACAACAACACUUACCGUGGAGACGACCCCCCAAGCCACCACACUACCUUGCAGCGCCGGUCCCCCAAAGACCACCGCGAGGCGUAUUCAUCCCCACACUCCCCACAGACACCUCCUCAACAAACAGGAGGCAACACAGAUAAGAGCCGUAGCACCCUCGGGUUUCCCUUCAAGACGGACACGCUAACCAAGCACCGAGGUGGGGGAGGUGGAGGAGGCGGGGGUUCUGCAGAGAUAGAGAAACAAGCCGGUGGAGGAAGUGGUACAGGAAGUCGGAAGUUUGGUUUGAAGCUGUUCCGUCUGAGCUUUAAAAAGGACAAGGCCAAGCAGUUGGCCACCUUCUCCGCACAGUUCCCCCCUGAGGAGUGGCCGCUCCGUGACGAGGAGGCACCCAGCCAGCUGCCACGCCAUGUAGAGAUGGAGAUCAUCCGCAGAAUUAAUCCUGACCUUACUGUGGAGAACCUCGCCCGGCACACAGCAGUCAUGAAGCGUCUUGAAGAAGAGCGUGCUCAGCGGAGCAAAGCGUCGUCAGCCAAUCAGAGCUCUAGGAGUAGGAGAAGUGGGGGUAGACACAGGAAACAGUCCCAGACGAAACUCAGCCGCUCACAUAGCAAGACAAGGGCAUCCCGGGGCGAGCCAAGCGAUGGUUCCCACCUGGAGCUGGCCGACAGGGACUAUCGAGCCUACUCAUCCUCGCUAGCUCGGUCACCAAGGGAACACGCCCUGGCCAUGGAGCGGCAGCGGGCGCGGCUUCACCUGGCACACAGCAACCCCAACAUCCUUGACUCCUCUCACCUGCCAGUCACACCAGAGUGGGAUGUAUCUGGAGAGCUCGCCAAGCGACGCACAGAAAUGCCUUUCCCUGAGCCAAGCCAUGGUCCAUCAGCCCACCACUCCAAAGUCCACCGCUCACACUCCCACACCCAGGAGAGAAAGUCCAGGAAUGAACGCAGUGACAAGGCCAAGGAACGUUCUCGAUCCAUGGACAAUUCUAAAGGGCCGCUUGGAGCAGGGUUGAUUGGACCACCUGAUUAUUACGAUGACCGGAGCCGUUACUAUACUGAUGAUGGCACCCUGCGAGCCAAUCAGAGCUCUUCUCACUACUCUCGUGCCACACCUCCCUCAGCUAAGCUGCCUGGGGAUUCUCUGGGGUUGGAUGGUGGCAGGAGCCUAGAGAAGAGUAAGAGCAGAGACAGCCUGCCAGCAUACUCACCCAAACCACUGCUCACCUCUGUCCCUCCUGAUGAUUACUUCCAGUGCUCUGGUUCUUCUGAUGCUGUUCUCACAGCAGCAAACCCACUGGGAACUCUGGGCAAAAGUAGCCAUGAUGGAUUAAAAGUAGGUAACACUGACAGGCAAACAGACAGACAGACGCCCCAUCCUCCAGAAAAUAAGGAGGAUUUGAAGGUGGGACCUAAGGGUGGCAGCCUGCCUCCAAUACCUCUCUCUAUCCCUGACCCACUUCUUCCUAAUGGACGACCUCCCCACAGUGCCUCCUCUGGUCAGGAGAAACGUAAGGAGAUCUUUAGUAAAGACACACUCUUUAAACCUCCUCCUAGCCUCCCUUUACCUGGCUAUAGCUCCCUGAGAAAACCCCCAGCCCUCGCCUCUUCUACUCUGUCCUCAUCCUGUGAUGCCCUUGAUUCACAGGAGGCCUUUGACGCUCCGAAACCUCUGGUGGCCACACCAUCUGUCCCCCCACAGGGAAUUGAACCCACUACCAGUGCUGCAGAAGCCUCCUUCGACUACUACAAUGUGUCAGAUGAUGAUGAACUUGAGGAGGGUGGGACUAAAAGUCGAGGAGAGGACGAAAAGACUGGAGGAGGUGUUGUUGGGAUGGGAGGAGGUGGAGCAGGCACCAUGCAGUGGCUGUUGGAGAGAGAGAAGGAGAGGGACCUACAGAGGAGGUUUGAAAGAACCCUCACCUUCCCUGGUGCUAAAGAGAACCUUCCAGAGUCCAGUCAGAACCAGCAGUCAGCCCACUCUGCUAGACUGGACAGUAUGGAUUCCAGCUCUGUCACUGUUGACAGUGGAUUCAACUCACCACGAACAAGAGAGAGUCUAGCAUCUAACACCUCUUCCAUAGUGGAGAGUAACCGUCGGCAGAACCUGGCGCUGAGCCCCGGCCACCUCAGCAUCACUACUGGCAAUGGUCCCCCCUUCUCCUUCCGUACUAUCCCAGAACCUGCCGGCACCCAACCAGAAAAACUCCAGAAGCCCAGCGCCUGCCUUGCAUCAAUCACCAGCGUCUAGGGACGGAACUAAGUGCUGGGCGGGAUGCUGUGAGCCAGUGGACAGGACCAGAAAAUAAGAGCUCCACCCCCAAGGACUGUUACACCUUUAGACUGACAGACUGACUGAAUCAGUGGAGCUGCAACAGGCCCACUGUGGAACUAUAGCUGUUAACAUACACACACACACACACACAGACAGAUACAAACUUAUUUAGAUCACCAGGAAACUGUACUCUCUCUCUGACACACACGGACACACACGCAUACCACAGACACACUCUCACAUACACACCAGGCCACUGGGCAGACUCUUGACCAUGUCAUUCUACAGCCUCUAGUUUCCACAAUACUGUUGUGUUGUUUCACUUACGUGGGUUCUAGUUGUGUGUGUGUGUGUGUGUGUGUGUGUGUGUGUGUGUGUGUGUGUGUUUGUAUGGGUUAUGUUUGUAUAAUCUGUAAUCUCAGGUCAUGUUAUUUCCACUCCCAUUCCAGCUGCUCCAGAUCAGUACAUCUCCCUCUAGUGGUGUGUCCUAGCAUUACACACUGAAGAGAUGCAGCUCUGUUGACUGCUGUUACUGAUGGUACACUCACUCUCACUGAUCCAGCUCUCUAACAUUCACCACUGGCAGACACCCUGCCAGGUGCAGUGACAGAAAAUGACAUUUAAUACCCCUGACCAUAACUCCAAAAUGGUUAGUCAGUCAAAUGAGUAACCCAAAACCAGGGCUGUUGUUUUUACAGUAACACCCACUGUAGAAUGAAAAUUAGCAGCCCUUCUAUCUACUGGAUGCCAUGAUGCCCAUCUGAACUGUGUGAACACUGUUUCCACUUUUAAGCCAGAUUUUAACAAUGUCCUCCAGCUGUGGUUACACAUGCGUGCAGCUCCAGGGAUGUGAUAUUUGAUUAGACUGUUUAGAGACUGUCCACCGGAUGCAGCUGCAUCAUGUUUCAGCUACAUUGCAGGUGCCGGAAAAAAUCUUCUGCCAUUCCAGCCAUUGUGCCAAUGUCCACUGGACACAUGCUGUUUUCCUCACUACAAAAACCAAGUGUGUUUUUGAUCAACAAAUCAGACUUUAUUUGCCCUUUAGGGGAAAUUCCUAUGUUACAGCAGCACAGAGAUGGUCUGACAUAGUGGUGUGAUGGAGAAGAAAACUGAGAGAGAACUAUCUGAAAUAAUUACAUUUGAUUACAGUAAAAAGCUAUAUACAGUUUUACAUUACAUUACCAUACACAAUAUAUGUUAAUUUAUAUAUACAAUGUAUAAAUGGCUCUAUUUAUUGACAGUUGACAUGAAGUUAAUAUUUAAUGACAUGCUGCAUUUUGUUACUGACUUUAUUUUUAUGUAUAUAUAUAGAAAGAGGAGUCUUUCUUUGUUUAUAGCCACCUCACAGUGGUGUUCACAUGCUGAGGUCCCACUGGUAACAUCACAGCCUGAAACAUCCAGAGAUGUUUUUCUCUGUACUGCUGUAUGUAUUCAUACUGGCUGUACAGAUAACUAAUUUCACAUGACACAGCACGAAACACAGCACGAAACCUGCAGAUAAACUUCAUCAGGUUCAUCUCAGUAAAGAUCAACAAUGCAAGUGAUCAAAAGCAGUUUGGUGGUGAAGAGACAGUUUAAGAAGAGCCCACUGUUCCUGCUUCAGAUGUAUAUCAGUAUGAGCUCACAAAGCUUUACAGUGACCAUUUUAUAAAUGAGGACUUAGGUACUUUUAAAAACUGACAUUUGGAUUUGUUACUGAAGGUAUAGUAUGGUGUGUUAGGUGUUGAAGAGUACUUGUGAAGUUUCUUUAGUUCUUUGGUUCUUAUUCAUAUGAACAGUUAAGUUUUAUUUCACUCAUUGUUCCCCAUUGCAGUCCAGUUAUGCUGAACAGGGCAUUGUCUUCAUAUGAAGCCUGCAGGACAGUGUAUGUCUGUGCCAAUGUUACACAUAAGCUAAUUAAAAAAUGGAAUCAGAACCCUUACCAAUAUGAACGCAAGGUAGAGACAUUAGGAGUUGUUCCUUAUAGUCAUAAUUUAUUAAUUUUUUAUCAGUUUGGCAGACUGUUACCAAAGACAAGCUGAGGUUACUUGCAGAUUCAAGUUCACAUCAGCACCUGAGCAGGAACAGUAUUUCUGUUCAGGUGAGACCUUAGGCACUCAGAGGGUUGAAAACAGCUCCAUUCAGUGAAUAAUUCAUGGAGAAACUAUGAAUUAGCCAUCAUUUUUGAUGAAGCCACCGCUUUGCUUCUGUGCUUCAAGUUCUGUGCUCUAGAUGCCGAUAUCCCAGCAGGACCUCAGUAAACCCAUAUGACAAGAAAAGAAAACUGAGAAAAGAGUUUGUAUGUUAUUAUAUGGACACAGCUAUUGAUUGUGCAUUUCCAGUUGAAGUGUAUGUGUGUAGGGGGGGGGUGAUUAACAUCAAAACAACACGAGAAACAAAGCACUUUGGUUCCAGUAAACACUUAAGCAGAAAAACCAUACAACACUAAAUGUGUGAGGAUGCAGCUGCAUCCAGUGGACAUGAGGGGUCAGUCACACCCCUGUUGAGUUUCAUAGCUAAGAUGUUCAAAAGAUAAGACCAGCAAAAAUCAUCACUGAGCAUUUUCAGUAGAUGGGUAGUGAAUCUGAAAUUGAAAGUAUGAUCCUGGAAUUGGAGGAGGUAAAUUGUGCUGCUUGUUAAAGGUCAGGGCAUAAGAGUUCACAUUCAUCAGGAGCAGGUGUACAGCACUUGAGAUGGCUGAGCAUCCAACAGAAAAUAUGUGAUCCAGAAAAAAUUCACCCACACCAGUGUUAUACACAACAAGCAGGGAUGUGACUUUAUUGUAUGAUUUAGAUAUGUCUUUAUUUCUACACAAUUAAACAUUUGCAUUUCUAUCAAGUAAUGACUACUUGAGUUUCAAUCAGAUCCCUGAGCCACUCUCGCUCCUGGUGCUAAGAUGUAUUAUGGUCAGUGAUGGCCAUGAUAAUAAUCAUAAUAAAGAGAGUGAUGAUAUAGUUGGAGUAUAGUGGUAAAUGGCUGGUUACACCUGUAUAAUAGGCUUCACCUGCAUACUUUUGGCAAUGGCUAUUAGUCCCUUCUAUGAAGAAUUUUGUUGAACAAGACUGGACAGUGACUGAACAGACAGACACAUGGACAGAUAGACACACAGGGAGGUGUGAAAUACGAAUUAUAUUUAAAAUGCGCUGGUCUCAUUAUAAAACCAGACCUGAGCUGACCUGGACUUACCUUUCUUGAAAGAUCCUGUAGUCCUAUAGGCCAGUCAUUUCCCAUUCUCCUAUAGGCUCAGGGAGCUGUCAGUCAUCCCAGUGUUGUCAUCCUACAGGCUCCUCUACAACUACCUCCACAGCAGCAAAAACGCAGCCCAUCCUUUCUACUAUCACGCUGUCAUCAGCUUCUAGCCUGUGAAUGUCUUCACACACACACACACACACACACACACACACACACUAUACUACACUACACAACAAAGUGCUGGACUCCAUCCUGUUGUUUCCCCAGCCUCACUAACAAGGUUUCUUCUAAUGGAACAUGAUAGCAUUGUGGUUCAGCUGCCAACAACUCCCCGUCCACAACCCCUCCUCAUCAUUAUAUUAAAGCCUCUAGUGGUACCUUACUUCCUCUGCAGAAUGAACCUCUGUGUGGACCCCAGAAAGGGACUGAAACCCAAGUAAUGUUGGUCUUUUCACCAGAUCACUAAAUUCUGAUGUUCAGUAUUGAAAGCUAGCCCACAUGGCUAGGCAAAAAGAAGAAAGUAUCAGAUUUAGUGAAGAGAUGCACAACAGGUGUAAAUUAAUCCUUAAGGGGCUCAGUGUGCUUGAAGCUAAUUAGUUUAUAUGAUGUGUUGUCUGACCAUGCCUAAAGUCAGUAUUUCCUCCUUCUCUGAAUUCCUACACCCUCCUUGAAGUGUACUCUCAAUAUCCACACUGGAAGGCCUCAUAGCCUCCUCAUGGCUACAUCCCACUGCCUCCAUCAUCUGUCUUUGUAGUCUCGACAUGAUGAAUCUGGCAAACAGUGAUGAUAAUCCACGCUUUCACUCUGUCCUCAAAGACCUUCAUUGUGUUGCAUGAAUGAAGUUGAGAGAGAGGUUCAAAUCCUGCACUUUCUCAAUUAAAUGUACCUGUCUGGUCAUCAUGAGGUGGGUGUGAUUGCCAGACACAGCCCGUAAAGAGAGGUUGUUAAUGUAGAGCAUCAUGCAGAACAUAAUUGGACACACUGAAAACCCCCACAGGAAACUCCUUCAAAAUUAAGAAUCGCUAAAACACAAACUGCGUUAGAUGCAUUUGAUCACAUCACUGCCAUUUUAGGGUACAGAAAUACUCCAAAUUUUGUGACAUGAAACAAUGUCAGAACAGUUGUCAUUCUCACUGUUGGUUAACUUGACUGAUGCAUGCUAGGAUCUGACGCUUUUUUAAAAAGUCUACUUAUUUUCAUAGAUUUCCCUAUAUUCUCUCCAUAUGUGGUGCUCAGGUCACUCUCCCUGCUGGUAACUAUACUGUUGGUCUGUGCGACUGUGCAAGCAACACAACCAACCACUAGGAGUCACUAGUGUAGUGACUAGGACAAGAACCCUCACUGGGUCCCCACCUGUGAACACAGUGUUGUAUGUUAUAGUGUAUAGGACUAGAAUUUCACCCCUUCACUAUCAUCUGCAACACUACUUUCAUGAAAGCCUCUCAAGCUAGUUAAAUGGCUCUAGGUAUGAUAUAAGAGGGUGUUAUCCUGACCACAGGAGAAGGUUUCUAUUCCCUAAUGUACUACUGUGUUGAAUUUUACUUCUCACUCUAGCACAGCAUUUGGUUCUACUCUGUAUCUUGCAACUAUACAAGGGUCCAACCCAAUGUGUUACCAAUACAGUAAAUGCUUCAGUCUGCUUUACUCACUUCUCCCUCUGUACUGGUUUAUAUUCUGUCCCCAAUGAACUGAGGUUUCUACUAAUAUAAUCACUAUUCUGUCAACAUUUUGUUAUUCUAAUCUCUGUUCUAUGACUGAAGGAGUCUCUUCAACCACUGUUCUUAAGUUUUAGUGCCUGUGGGUGCUGGGGACUACAAUCCAAGGGGGACUAAAAUUCUUUGGGGUGCUACCAAUAAUGGUGUGUACCGUACUUUCCGGACUAUUGUGCGCACCUGACUAUAAGCCGCACCCACUAAAUUUAAGUACAUGUACAGGCCGCACUUGUCUAUAAGCCGCAGGUGUCUAAAUGUUUUUGCGGCAUGAAGCUCGUUAGCCUGUAAAAAUCUAUAAAUUAGCUGCAUCAUUGAUUAAGCUGCAAGUUUCAAAGCGUGUGAAAAAAAUAGCGGCUUAUAGUCCAGAAAUUACGGUACUCUUUAGGACCGUAGCCAGUAUUCGCCAGUGUCAACAGGCUUCUAGUACUACUUACAGAUUUUAGUCCCUCUUCUGUCAAUGUUCUGACAGUAUACUGUACAUCCUCUCUGUCUUCUCUAACCCAACAAUAGGCCUCCAAUCUAUUACAAAGUCCACAACAGCAAGGCUUUAAUCCUUACUACAUCCUUACAGUAAGGUUCUGGUAUAAGGUUCCCACUUAUACCUCUACAGAAGUGUUUGUAGUGCGAGGUGUACUCACAUAGCUGAGCCUUAUCUCCUAUUCUAUGACUGCAGAAUGACACACAGGCAGGGAUCGGUCCAGAUUCUGUUUGUCAACUUCUAGUUUAUGUUCUGCCUUUACUACAUAGGGGAUGCACUAUCCCCACAAAUACAGUAGUUUCAGUCCCUGUUGUACAAAUAAUCUUGGGUUUACCACUACAGUUGAGUUUUUGUCCCUACAGUGGAAUCUCUGUUGUACCACAGCUACAGUGGGUUCCUGUCUCUGUUCCACCAGUAAAAUAGCUGCCCUGCCUGGUGGUCAUGGGUUCCAUUCCUCAUGUCUGAUGUUUGCACUGCCCCCUUCCCAAGUCGUCCCUCCAGCUUUCUGGCACCAUGGUCCUCCAUCAACCCACCAUCCCCUCCAGCCAGAGUCCUGUAACCUUCUAUCCCUUUUCUACACUGACAGUCCAUCAAAUGUCUUCCCGUAACAUUGGCGGUGGUAUAUAAAAAUGGAGAUUCAACAAUAACAUUGUUUCUAAUGGUGACGGUAUGUCAUACCUGUAAAUGAUGUUUAUCUGUCAUGCCUAGUCAAAUAAUUUAAACAAUAAAGAGAGGGAUUUUUUAAAUGUCUAUAAUAUCUGAAAGUCCCUUUGAUGUGUAGUACUGGUGUUACUGUUGUUGUAGUGUAUGUGAUACCCUAUGGGGAUUGUGUUACUUUUUAAGAUAAUAAAAUAACAAUGUUUGGUUACA
Molecule: messenger RNA, 10502 nt
Organism: Lates calcarifer (barramundi perch)
Lineage: Eukaryota; Metazoa; Chordata; Actinopteri; Centropomidae
Product: storkhead-box protein 2
Exons: 4
Coding region: 1158-4247 (1029 amino acids)
Biological process (GO): positive regulation of transcription by RNA polymerase II
Cellular component (GO): nucleus; cytoplasm
Molecular function (GO): DNA-binding transcription activator activity, RNA polymerase II-specific; RNA polymerase II transcription regulatory region sequence-specific DNA binding
Source: RefSeq, a predicted model, not a curated record